This is a messenger RNA of Loxodonta africana (African savanna elephant), 1677 nucleotides long. RefSeq names its product defensin-7-like. Bases 936 to 1220 code for a protein of 94 amino acids. The record is from RefSeq and is a predicted model, not a curated record. Gene Ontology annotation, cellular component: extracellular region; extracellular matrix. Lineage: Eukaryota; Metazoa; Chordata; Mammalia; Proboscidea; Elephantidae. The transcript is spliced from 2 exons. Gene Ontology annotation, biological process: antimicrobial humoral immune response mediated by antimicrobial peptide; defense response to Gram-negative bacterium; cellular response to lipopolysaccharide.
UGGUAUAUCCAAGCUUUAUCAUUAGGCGAAUAAAGUAAGGUGUGAAAUGAUGUGUGUGAUUGUUAAUAGUGGUGGCUUUCUGGAGGAAAGCUGAAGAGCUGGGCACAGAUAUAGAAGACAAUGUUAAUUUUUUUACACAUUACUAUUUCUACCUUUUGCAUUUCAUUUCACGUGCAUGAAUUAAUUUUUAUAAAAAUUUCACAGGCUCAGAAUGAAGCUGUGUAUACAUCAAUCAGGCUGAUAUUACUCAAAGUGGGGAGUUGUAACUAGUAUACAUUUAAUGUGUGUCCAUCUUUUGGCUUUAGUCUGACCAUUGCAUUACCUAAUAUCCUACUGGCCCUGAAUGUGAAGUUCGUUUUACCAGAAGCCUGACAGGGUCAUUGUCCUUUCCACACUGACAGAAGCCUACUCUCCUUAUAACCUUGAAAUCCUCCUCCGUGGCAGGAUUAGUGACCCUUGAAUCCUGCAGUGAAUUAACACUCUACUCCAUUGGGGCCUGGCCUGGCCCAAGGGUCUAGAGCUCCAGCAAGGCCCACCUUCACAAAAAAUUUUUUUCCCUGAGCUUAUCGAAUGAAAGCAUUGUUUCUCUUCUUUUUUUGAAUAUUAAGAGGUAAAGAUUCAAGCAGAUGGGCAACAGGAAAAUAUAUCAGGCCCUUAUCAGCAUUGUUAACAUACACCAAGUACAGACACCAGACAUACAGACCUUUGGUGCAAUUACAGCAGCCAGAACAGAGUAACAUCAAAGCACCUUGAGGGCAACAGGCAGCCCUCAAGCACCAUCCCCGGAACAAAUACACACCUUCUCUAACUGGAUCGCUUAUCUCUGAGCCUUCUCCUAACAGACAUAUAAAUACUGGCUGACUCUCUUCACUCGCCACCACGCUCAGGCUCCUGCUCUGCCAUACAGGACGCUGACCUCCGGGUGACUCACAGCCAUGAGGACCCUCGCCCUCCUCGCUGCCAUUCUCCUGCUGGCCCUCCAGGCCCAGGCUGACCCACUCAGACAAGCGGAUGAUGAGGCUCCAGCCCAGGACGAGCCUGAGACAGGGGACCAAGACAUGGCAGUCUCCUUUGCAGGAGAUGAACGCUUAGUCCAAGAGGCUUCAGGCCUAAAGAAGACCAUUAUCUGCCACUGCAGACGUCUACUGUGUCUUAGCUCAGAACAUCUUUCUGGGAUCUGCACCAUCAAAGGUGUUCGCUACCCCUUCUGCUGCCGUUGAGCUUCAAAAACAGAGACAAAGGAGUUCAUGAUUUGCUUUGAAGAUCUGUAAGAGGACUGUUAUUAUUCCUUGUACCUUGUCCUCAAUUUCCUUUCCUUAUCCCAGAUAAAGUCCUUGCAGCAAGUUCUCUACCUGUGUGCUUUUUGAUGUUUGAUAUGUAUAUUAAUCUGAACUCGUUAGACUUCUACUUCUCAGGGAAAGGCACCACCGUCUUUCCAGAGCGUUGGAGUAUUCCCGUUGAACAGGCCCAGGUCUACCCUUUAAGGCCUGGAGUUUUAUCAGCUCCACUGAAACAACUUUAAUUAAGAUUGCGAUGGGUUGUUAACAAAGACAUAACAAGCAGAAGAACAAUCAUAAGGCAACCACACUAUGAUACACUCAUUAUUUUUUACAUAGCCACAUAUAGUAAAAGUUGGAUUUUAUGUAUAAAAAGUUGGCUUCAUACAGACCAAUGAAC